CCUCUCAAACACCGCAAACAAAGCAACAGACAAAAAUGGCCUCCCCCGACCUCAAACACCGCAAACCAACAGAAUCAGACGAUUCCGCCACCGCCACCGCCCCCGCCCGGAAGCCCACCGCCACCGCCAGACGAGGCCUCAAAUCUCUAGCCGUCGCCGUCUCCGUCCCCGUUUCCCUCUCCCUCCUCGCCGUCUACCUCCUCUCCGACCCCACCAAAUUCCCCCCCUCAUCUCCGAAACCCUUCUGGUUUCCCUCCGCCGCCGCCGUGAAUCUCGGCUCCUUCGCCUCCAGCCUCCUCAUGGGCGCCGCCGUCUGGCUCGUCUGGGCCGACGGCGGCUUCCACUCCACGCCCAAUGCUCUCUAUCUCUACACUCUCUACGUCCUCCUCUGUUUCACCUGGUACGGUCUCCUCCUCGGGGCCGGCGCGCCCCGCCUCGCUGCGGUGGCGUGCCUCGCCAAGACGGCGGCGCUCGUCGGCUGUGACCGGUUGUUCCGGCGAGUGAAUCCCAUCGCCGCGGAUUUGGUUAAGCCGUGCUUGGCUUGGUCCGUUUUUCUUACCGUUGUCAAUCUUACCAUGGUUGCUCAAUAGAUUUGAAGGAAUAAGGAUUGUACUUAUACGGCGUCGUCUUGUACAGCGGAAUCAACUCUUAAGUUUUUUUUUUUCUGUCUGAUUGUCUGAUAAAUAAAUUAGUUUCUAAUUGUUACAUGUACUGUUUGCUACUA
This is a messenger RNA of Momordica charantia (bitter melon), 724 nucleotides long. RefSeq names its product TSPO(outer membrane tryptophan-rich sensory protein)-like protein (gene TSPO). The record is from RefSeq and is a predicted model, not a curated record. Gene Ontology annotation, cellular component: membrane. NCBI's taxonomy places the organism in Eukaryota, Viridiplantae, Streptophyta, Magnoliopsida, Cucurbitales, Cucurbitaceae.